AUGGAGCCUAUGGCCCUGGUCCCUGUCCACGGGCCCAACAAGAUCCCACGCAGGGCCCUGUGGUGGAAACAACAAGAUGUGCAUGAAAAGCAGAUCUACGAUUUGGCGAUGGAGCAUGGAGCUGGCUUGAGCCGGACCACAAACCUGAGUUUGUCCACAGGACGUACUGCAUUGAUCGAUGCUUUGCUGCAAGUGCUCUGGAUGGUGCCUACGCUGCUGAUCUCUGCAACACUGUUUAUCUUGAUAGGAUGGACUGAAUAUUGCAUUGCCUGCGACAUCUCUAGAGCCCUCUUUGGUGCCUACAAGAGGAGGCAGAUGUCAUCUUCCAGUUCGACCUGGCAGGCGCUUGGGCUGCAGUUGCUUCCCCUGCUCAUCCUGCUUGCAUGCCUCAGCAUUAUGAUUUCCCGAUGUGGGCUGGCCAUUGCUUUACAGGUGCGGCCUCCUUUGCACCCUGACACCAGGAACAUCUCGUGCCCCAAGCAUGUUCUGCAGGGGAGACUAAUCUGGCUCAGUGCAUGGAGAGCAGUGUGCAGCACGGACACUCACCAUCUGCUUGAACAGUGGGCUCACAGCAUUCAGGUUUGGAUCCCGAGGGGUCCUGAGGGGCACAUCUCUUCUGCCUCCGGCAUGCCGGCGAGUCCUGAUGACUUCUCCUCUGGCGAAGAUGGACCACCUACGCCGGCUCCUACCACGCCAGGGGGCACUCCGUUGCCGGCUGGCCCCCCGCCGCCGAGGCCAGUGACUGACCUCAGGUCGAUGUCGCACCGCAUCUCAGGGGCCAUCAUCCAGACCUUCUCGGAGGUGGGCAUCCCGCUCCACCAAGUGCUGACUCACUUGCCAUGGACAUAUGGAGAGCUCCGCUCUGCCCGGGUCGAGGUUAGCUUCCUGACCCCAGCUCAGGCCUUCCACCCGAACACCCUCCUGGCCAAUGAGGACGGCAUAGCUGCUGAAGAGGAAGAGGAGGAGGUCGAAGCAGAUAAUGAUGGGACAGAGGCCUCAAGCUCCAGGCCGACCCCGGCAACAGCGGUGGAUGAGGCGAUUGACACGGUACUGUCCAACGACCUCAUCCAGAAUGUGGCGGGGUAUCUCAAGGCUAGCCUGUUCCUCUUCGGCUGCCACCUUGCCAAUGCCACGGGCCUUCUACUUCCAGUUCUACAUCAAGACCCAGACAGAGCCGCCCGGGUCCCAAGUCCCGGGGCAGUCACUUUGGCCACCUACUUCGAUUACAUCAGGGCGAAGCCACCGGGUGGCGACAGCCACAGCUUCCCGCACCACUCAGGAGGCCUGCAUGACACCUUGUACCAUGAAGUAAUUGCAUGGCUUCAGGCUGAGGCAGAGGCCCACCGACGAGUGGACAUUUGCUUCUUGCAAGAAACAGCCUGGCCUGCAGACCUGGAGUACACCACGAAGUUCACGAACAAAGGCGCUGUCAACUGGCACGUGGUUCACAGCGCGGGCGGAGAGAAAUCGGACAAAUCAGGAAUCAUGUGCCUCGUCCGGGCAGGCUUGGUCAAUGCGGAUCAGAUCAGAACGGCGGCCUUGAUCCCAGGUCGUGCUCUCCACUUGCGACUCUUACUUGCCACCCCGUUAGAUUGCCUAUGUCUCUACCAGCACUCGUGGAACCUCCAGAAGGCGAGUCUGAAAGGCAACAAACAGGAGGCAUUGCUGAAACUACGCAGGAGAGUUUGGGAGCUCCUGGACCGAUGGCUUCGGGCGACUCCUCAAAGGCACGGCUGCAUAGUUGCCGGCGAUCUGAAUCAGUCACUUUGUGAAGAUCCUCCUACCUGCGGACCAGGAUGCCUUCAGAGCAAAGAACCCCACCCGGAUCAAGGCGAGCUAAUUGAUAUCCUUCGAGCCCAUCGCUGCUGCGUGCUCAACACUUGGUCCCAACCGAGUGUCUCGGCGAGGACUUUUCUUCCUCCGCGAGCUGCUGACGAUCGGCUUGGAACUCAGAUAGACUUUGUCAUCUCGAGGGGCCCUCUAGUCGACUCCAUUGCCAAGCAAGCUCGACCGGUCCAAGCCCCCUUUGUGCCAGUCAGCGGAUGUCGUCACCGUCCUGUGACAGCAUCCCUGCCACAUCCUCGGACUCCGCUGCCUGCGCCCAACAAAGAUCGUCUACACCCGCGACAGGUCAGGGACAACCUCCACGACCCUGACUUUGCACAGCUCCUGAGGACCCAUGUGGUCGCUGGGCUUCAAGAAAGUGAUGUGGAGACCUCUGUUGAUGCACAACUCCUUGCAGGCUGGAAGGCUGCGACCCUGGCGAUUGCCCAGGUCAAGGGUGGGACGGCGAGCCAAGCAGGCCCGGUGGUUGACUUCGAAGGCCCUCUUACCCAACAUGUCAAACUCCUGUGGCAGCUCCGGACCGGGCUUCAAAGACUGGGACAGGACAUGGGGCAAUGGAGGCGAGCGGGCACCCCCUUCCGCCUCUUUUUCCAGGCCUGGAGACUCUCGAGCCAAAUGCAGCAGCAUGCCAGACAACUCCGCAAGGCCUGCCGACUUCGGAAGACAGCCAAGGUCGCGGCGGUUGUUCAAGAUGCCAACAUCCAUCAAGCUGCAAAGCAAUUUGCACCGAAGGUUCCCCGCCGAAGACUCCAGCUACGACGACCAGAUGGCAGUCUUCAAACUCAAGAGGAGGAAUUCCAGCAAAUAGUUGACCACUUCGAACAACUCUACAUGGGACCCCCGUGCUCCUCACAACCACGCCUCUCUCAGGACCUGAACAUCACAACGGAGGAGAUACAACAGGCUUUACAACGUCUUCGUCCUGGAAAGGUUCUCCCCUCAUCCAGUGCACCGGCUGCACUAUGGAAAUUCUUCUCCUCGGAGGUUGUGGGAGUCCUUCACAUGCAGUUUGAGGCCCACCUCUCGGCCGGCCAGGCCUCACUCCCCUUGCAGUGGAACCUCAGUGAGUUAGUACUCUUACCGAAGGUUGGGAAGACCCUCCGAUCCCCGGCCCAUUUGAGGCCGAUAUGCCUUCUUCCGCUGCAAGCCAAAGUUCUCGCUGCCGUCCUAGCAGGCCGGUUACAGCCCUUCGCUGUGGACUUCCUCAAGGAGGUCCCGCAAUUUGCUUAUGUGCCACAUCGCACUCUUCAGCAGGCCCUAGAUCGGGUUCUAAGCCAUUGUGCUGCCGUUCGUACUCUGAUAGCACAAAAUCAGAAUGAUCCACAUGCAAGGCGGCAAGGCAAGACUGGACUCCGAGUAUGCGGAGGCCUCCAGUUGUCACUUGACAUCACGGGGGCUUAUGAUUAUGUUCCCAGACGAGAUUUGGAGGCGGCGUUGAGAGCUGCUGCUGUUCCAGACCACCUGAUCCAAGCGGUGCUCCUCAUCCAUGCCGAAGCUCGACUCCAGGUUCAUCAUGGAUCUCAGACGAAGCGAAUAAGUCUGAAUCGCGGAUUGAGGCAGGGAUGUGGAUUAGCACCCAUCCUUUGGGCGCUGUACAGCGCCUGGGUGCUGAAGCAGCUGCAUGACCCUGAGCUACUUGACAUAGCCCGGACUGGCACGGUCUACGCAGAUGACAAACAUUUCUCGUGGCUGAUCAGGAGUGGCAGGGAUGUGGAGAAGGCCUAUGCUGCAGUCCGCUAUGUGCUCACCUCGCUUCACAGACGAGGCCUCUGUGUCAGCAUGGAAAAGACUGUUGUCCUCUUUACACUUCAUGGCCCUCUAGCCAGCAAGACUAUGGACAGGUAUGUGGUGACACUCAAGGACGGCCCUCACCACAAGCUCUCCAUCGAUGGCUCUUCGGUCUACAUCAAGGUUGUCCCGAAACACGUAUACCUUGGAGCAGUGAUCUCAUAUCGGCGACCCGAACGUGAAACCUACGAUCACAGGCUACGCCUCGCUCGGGCCUCUUUGUCAAGGCUGGGCAUUAUACUUCGCAACCGCUCGGUUCCUCAAAGACUCAGACUCCAGCUCUGGCAAGGUUGCAUCUGGCCGGCUCUUCUUCAUGGUUUAGACUGCACAGGCCUCCCUCUUUCCGAAAUGCAGGCACUACAGACACAACUGAUAGUUCAAGCUCGCUCGAUUGUGCGCUCGUAUAGCAUGUUCACCAGGGAGGCCAACGUGGACCUUAUCAAGAGACUAAAGCUCCCUUCACCGGUCCAGCGCCUACAACAAGCCUUCACCCGACGAAUGGAACUUGAUGCACACUUAGGCCCCUCACUCCAACUUACGGAGGAGCAGCGGCAGUGGCGACAUCUGGUGAGAGGGCAGCUUUUUGCUACAAUGGCCAACCUCUGGCAGCCACAGUGUCUUGAGCCCUCUCCAGAAGCCAAAGCUAGAGUGGUUUGUGUGGAGAAAGUCCUUCAUGAAACCUUCGAGUGCGAGAUAUGUGGUCAACAAUUUGUGUCCCAAGCCUCCCUUGGCCACCAUCAAUACAGCAAACACUUUGAUGCUGAACAACAGGAGGCUCGAGAUGUGGAGAGGGUACAAGCACGCAAAGCCUCACCUAUGGAGCACGCCUUGGACGGGAUGCCUCAAUGCCGCCACUGUAGGUAUCAAUUCACGACUUGGCCGGCCUUCUUUUAUCACGUGAAUAGCCGCAGCUGUGAGUUUCUUCGUGCUAUAUAUAGCCAAGACUGCCCUGAAGCCACGGUGCUCCCUCUCCUGAACGAGUCCCUUGUGGCCUCGGAGACAUUACUCUCCCUUGCCAAGGACAGCGACUGGAAAGUCUUAGCACAGGCUGAGAUUGUCAGGUCUAAGCAUAAUCACUGCCUUGAGUGCCACCAUUGGUGUGUCCGACCACAGUAUGUUCGCCGCCACAUGCAGAAACAGCAUCCUGAACGAGCCUCGCUGAUUCAGAAAUGCAUCCAGGAGAUUACUCAAAGCAACAUUGGCAUUCAGAACCCAUGUCAGUACUGUGGUCAGAGCUUCACUCGGAAAGCCGACCAUCCGGGACCCUUGGCCAACAUGUUCUUUCGCGAGGAGGGGGAGGGACCGCUCCCCAUGGAACUCCAGGACCUGAAGGAGGCCACGAAGGAACUGCACAUGAUCCAGAAAAUGGUGGGAGGACUGGAGGACCCGUUUGCCCUCUCCGACCAACACGAGGACGACAGGCCUCAGAAGUGGCAGCCCCAACAUCUGCAGGAGUCCCCAAACGACGGCAAGGGAGGCAAAGGCGGCAAGGGCCAGAAGGGGGGUACACGCUCCUACAGGCCUUGGCCAAACAAGCAAGGUCAGCGACCACAGAAGGGGGCACUACAGGCUCCGAACCCUCAGGGCCCACAAGAGCCUCAGAUCAGCCAGAAGAAGCUGGAGGAACUGCAAGCGGUGGUGAGCCUCCUCACGACGAUCGUCCUUCGACAAGAAGUUCAACUCAAUAUCUUCCGCCAGGACACCGCAUAUGUCAUGUUCCUGCAGGCUCAAGGACCUGGCAACCUGGCACAGAGCCUCUAUGCAGUGGGGUCGGGCUGGCAUCACACGAAGGAGCAAUCACCGGAGCAGCUAACCUCACCAAUGAGGGUGGUCCUGCUUCAACAUGUGUUGGAGCGAGUGGCGAAGGGUUUCGAGGAGAUGAUGGCCACUCCGUCAUCCAGGUCGAAGGCCAUCGAGACGGAGUGGUUGAGCAAGGACGAGUCGCUGAUACAGGCGAUGGGGUGGAGCCCCACGGAGAACCGACAUGUGGUGGACACCAAGGCGGAUGCACAGACACCCAGCACGAUCCGCCAAGCCCUCCAGGAGCUCUUGAUUCUCAGCUCGCAGGACUUCGUGGUCACACGAUUCCACGGGAUGCGCAAGCUGGCGGAGGAGUACAAGGCUCCCAUUUUGGGCAUGUUCCUCGAGGUGGGCAACCGGGUGGAAGCAGCUCAGAAGGCUUGGCGUGCACUACACCUCCUUGCACAGUCGGCGGCAUUGCUGGCAGCAGGCUGCUAUCUUCGCCACGAACGGAUGCAGUUGCGUGCCUUGAGCAAGAGAUUGGCCGCCCUGACACGGUAG
This is a messenger RNA of Symbiodinium sp. CCMP2592, 5934 nucleotides long. Lineage: Eukaryota; Dinophyceae; Suessiales; Symbiodiniaceae. The record is from the annotation of a GenBank genome assembly.